Struthio camelus australis is the source of this 1071-nucleotide messenger RNA. Lineage: Eukaryota; Metazoa; Chordata; Aves; Struthioniformes; Struthionidae. The record is from RefSeq and is a predicted model, not a curated record.
AUGUUAUUCCCACCGAGAUACAGAUCUGCAGUCUUCCUCCUCACCUUUACCUUCUUUCCUCUUCGCCAGUCCCUCAAGCCACUGAUUGAAAAGCGUCGCCGUGCCCGGAUUAAUGCCAGCCUGGAGCAGUUGAGAAGGCUUCUUCAGCAGACAGCAGAGCAGCAGAAUACCAGAGCCUUGUCACGCCUGGAGAAGGCCGAGAUCUUGGAAAUGACUGUACAGCAGUUAGCACGGCUCAAGAAGCCAGACAUUGUCUCAAAAAACGGCCAGGACUUUGCUGCUGGUUACCGCCACUGUCUCAACGCUGUAAGCACCUUUCUAAGCUCAGUUGGUUCUUCGCUGGAUCAAAACACCAGAUCCCACAUCUUGCGUCAGCUGGAGACUACCACCAAGGUGAAGGCUGCUAUUGCUCCAGCUCCUUCUCCCAAAGUCUGGCAACCCCAAGGUGACUUGCCCACCACUAAACCCCUCCAAAGCCCUGCUUUUCUCCAGGUAGCUGCUCCUUCGGGCUUGCUGUCUUCAGGACCUGCCUUAACUAUGACACCUGCAGAGACUCAACCAACUCCCAGGAGGCAGCUGGCUUAUCCUCCUCCAACGCUUACUUCACUGUCUCAACCAAGUUUCCUCCCUUCGCUUUCCCAGACACUGGAGACCGCUCCAACUGCAGCCCAGAUAUGGAGGCCCUGGUGAGCUGUCACCUAAAGAACAGGACUCUAACCUUAUUGGGGUUUUCUAUGGGACAGGUCAAAGCGUGGAUGUGGGGACACAGCCUGCCCUCAGCUAAGCCUCUGUGCUUCCCUAAAGGCUGGAGCACGUGAGAACUCCAAAUUUUAAGGGGCCAGAUUCUACAUCCUAUUUUCAAGGCAAGAGAAUCGGUACUUAGUGAUGUGCCUAUCACCCUAUUAGCGCCCAGAUGUACAGCAUGGGAAUACCUAGGAAGAUCCUGCACAGCAUGUGCAAAUAGAUUUAAGUCACGCAUCAUUUCCUUUGUUCUGUUCCAAACACAUUUAUGAAAGGGUUUACAUAGCAGUGUUUGCUGUGGCAGCGAACUGCCUCAAGAGCCCAGGAGAU